UAGCGGCGCCUGGGACCUACCACAACCCGGGACGCGACGCGGACGGCGGCGGUUAGUUUGUUUAUUUACCGUGAGCGAGUUCACGUUCGAGUUGAAAUUGCGGAAGGAUCGGCCAGUUCCCUGGCUACCAUUCUCUAGCGACUGCACUUGUUCGUGACGAGUGCCGCCCGACUUGCGCGUUGGUUGGGAGGCAGGGGAGUUAUUGUGGCCUACGGGGCCCACGUGGGGACUGCGUCUCGGUUUUAAGGUUAGAGUACAGUACACUUUUUCGCGACAACCCAAAGCCGGUGUCUCAUUGUCCUGCAAGAGGAUCAAAGUGGCGUCGCCCUCUACUGCGUGGAGUAGUCCCAGACGCCAAGCGCUGUGACUCUCAUUGUCAUGGCUGCAGAAAAGGAACUGUCGCAGAGCACGCUGCUGACCCUGCCCGACGUGCCGCUCCUGCGCGUGCUGUCGCACCUGAAGGAGGCCGAGCACCUGGUCGCCGCCGGCCGGGCGAGCCCCCGGCUGGGCGAGCUGACCCGGGCGAACGCGUCGGUGUGGCGCGGCAAGGACGUCGAGUUCCACGACAAGGACGUCAUGGGGCUGCUGCGGGUCGUCCCGCCCCUGGACACGUUGAAGACCACCUGGACCGUCGACCCCGGAGCUUCGAAGAAAAAGUGGUCUCUCCGACUGCCGACCAGGAGCGUCCACGGCGUGCCCGAGUACCCUCGCUACAAAGGGAUAGUGUCUGUCGGGGGGAGCUGCGCCAGCGAGUUGUCGGUGUGGUCGUCGGCGCGGACCAAGGCGUGCCUCGCCAGCCUCAUCUGGGAGCUGGCGCCGAGGCUCAGGCACCUGGAGGUCUCGCAGCUGGGGCUGGGCCUGUUCCUCCACUACCUCAGGGACGCCCGUCACCUCGAGUCCCUGCGCGUCUCGGGCGGCGACACGCACAAGCAGGGCAGCCCCUGCACCUGCAACGCCGAGCCCUGGCCGCAGCAGGAGGUGGCUGCGGUCGCCGGGCUGCUGCCCAGGCUGCGCGCGGUAAGUGUCAGCGGCGUGCACUCCGAGAGGGACGUCGAGGUCCUCCGCUUGCUGCUGCUGGCUCACCGUGACCUUGAACGGCUGAGCGUGCUGGCCUCCAGGGCCCAGAGCUUGGUCGUGGCGGUGGUCGCGGCACUGCGGCGGAUGCACGGGCUGGAGGACGUCAGGAUCGACCUUCGUUCGAAAGCAUCUCUAAACUGCCCCGUUUACUGGAGCCUCAUGGUGAAUGACCUGGCGGUGGCGCUUGCACGCCAACCCAGACUGCGCUCGCUGGUCCUGCUGGCCGACCCAAGGAAGCUGUCGCUCGAGGUGUUCCGCGAAGCCCACCCUGCUGCCCUCGAGCUGCUCGUAGUUGCGGGCGACGCGGUGUUUUGCGCCUGCUGUACGUAUGUACUUGAGCGAGAAGAGCCUCCAGAUUUGACGGAGCUGGUCUCCGUGCUUCAGGAUCUAGUACGCCAAGCCACCUCGCCACUCCAUGUAGUGUAUGGAGAAAUGCAAUUCUACUGCUGGGAAUGCAGCCAAUAUUUUGUCGAAAAUGUCCGUUGGCGCAUGUUCGCCAGGCACUCCGAAGCCGAGACAGACUGUCAGCUGUGCGGAGAGGCUGCGGCAGUAGCAAAAGCUGCUGUUGAUGACCACAAAAACGGUAUAAAAUGGUCCCACCGUUUCCGGACAAUCCAAGUUGUCUAGUACAAUUAUUGCAGAACAGGCCAGAUGCGCAUGUUAUAUCUUUUACUCACUAUCCCAAAGAAUGAAAGACAAUAAAUGCGAUUUUCUUAUU
Messenger RNA from Frankliniella occidentalis (western flower thrips), 1795 nucleotides. RefSeq lists its product as uncharacterized. NCBI's taxonomy places the organism in Eukaryota, Metazoa, Arthropoda, Insecta, Thysanoptera, Thripidae. The transcript has 5 exons. The record is from RefSeq and is a predicted model, not a curated record. Bases 379 to 1704 code for a protein of 441 amino acids.